This is a messenger RNA of Carlito syrichta (Philippine tarsier), 1914 nucleotides long. RefSeq names its product cytosolic 5'-nucleotidase 1B-like. The record is from RefSeq and is a predicted model, not a curated record. The coding region runs from base 1 to 1881 and encodes 626 amino acids. Gene Ontology annotation, biological process: nucleotide metabolic process; adenosine metabolic process. The transcript has 10 exons. Gene Ontology annotation, molecular function: 5'-nucleotidase activity; magnesium ion binding; nucleotide binding. Lineage: Eukaryota; Metazoa; Chordata; Mammalia; Primates; Tarsiidae. Gene Ontology annotation, cellular component: cytosol; cytoplasm.
AUGAGUCAAACAUCUCUGAAACAGAAAAAGAAGAAUGAGACUGGGACAAGGCACUCAAAAGAAAGUCUAGAAGCAGAAAAAAGAAGGGACUCUGAGAAAACGGGCAUUCGUCUGAGCACUCAGAUGAAGCGUGCAGUCAAUCCGAAUCAUUCGCUGAGAUGGUGCCCCAUGCGAGGUCACUCGUCGUGUAGACUCUGCCUUUGUGCAGCUGAGGGAACAGCCCUUGGCCCCUGCCACACAAUACGUAUUUAUAUUCACAUGUGCCUGUUGUGGGAGCAGGGCCGGCAGAACGCCAUGAUAAGGGUGAGCAGAGAUCACACAUCUGAUUUUGGAGGGGAGCCACAGACAAUCUGGGGAUCACAAGAACUAUCAUUGCCAAAGACAGACUCUCGAGGAUACGUUGGGCGAAAUGAAUGGUCCCGAACAUCCCGGAGCCCAUCCACCAGGGCUCCAUCAGUAGAUGAGCCCAGAAGCAGGAACACCAGCAUUAAGCUCCCCAACAGCUCCACUACCUCCCGGACUUCAUCCACCUCCCCCAGCCAGCAUGACUCGCCGCCCCCGCUGUCCGGGCAGCCUUCGCUCCAGCCGACCACGCCGCCCCAGGCGCCGCGGUCGCUCGACUCGCGACCUACCACGCCUCCGGAGCCGGAUCCCGGCUCCAAGCGCAGCUCCAAGAUCCAAGAAAAUCCGGAGGCCUGGGCGCACAGCAUCGCACGGGAAAUCCGCGAGUCCCGGGACUCGUCGCUGCGGGACUAUCCACGCACGCCCCCCACCGAAUGGAAGCCCUACUCCCAGCGCAGGGUGCUCUACCCCACCUCCAUGCAGUUGGAUCCUGAUUGUCUGUCCCAGCAGCAGCAGGCGGAAGACAACGACAAGGAUGCCUACUGGGCAUCGAUGAGGACACCCAACGACAAGACCUCAAACUUCUCGCGCCCCCGGCUGCCCAAACCCAAGCAUGCCAUUACCAUCGCCGUCUCAUCACGCGCGCUCUUCAACAUGGUGGACGGCAGGAAAAUCUAUGAGGAAGAGGGUCUGGAAAAGUACAUGGAGUAUCAGCUCAACAACGAGAACGUAGUCCUGACCCCAGGACCCGCGUUCCGCUUCGUCAAGGCACUCCAGCAUGUCAAUGCUAGACUCCGUGAUCUGUAUCCUGAUGAACAGGACUUAUUUGAUAUUGUACUGAUGACUAAUAACCAUGCCCAAGUGGGAGUGCGGCUUAUAAACAGCGUCAAUCACUAUGGCUUACUGAUUGACCGCUUCUGCCUGACUGGUGGAAAAAGCCCCAUUGGCUAUUUGAAGGCAUAUCUCACCAACUUGUAUCUUUCUGCAGAUUCUGAAAAUGUACAAGAAGCAAUACAAGAAGGAAUCGCCUCUGCAACCAUGUAUGAUGGAGCCAAAGACAUGUCUUACUGUGACACCCAGCUCCGUGUGGCCUUUGAUGGGGAUGCUGCCCUCUUCUCUGAUGAGUCUGAACAUAUUACCAAGGAGCAUGGGCUGGAUAACUGUUUUCAACAUGAAACACUAUUUGAGAAUAAGCUUCUUGCUCAGGCUCCUUUGAAAAGCUUUCUGGAAGAAUUAGGCAGACUGCAAAAGAAGUUUUAUGCCAAAGAUGAACGGUUACUCUGUCCCAUCAGGACCUACCUGGUUACUGCUAAGAGUGCAGCCAGUUCAGGCGCCCGUGUGCUGAAGACCCUUCGUCGCUGGGGUCUAGAGAUAGACGAAGCUCUCUUCCUUGCUGGAGCUCCCAAAGGUCCCAUCUUGGUGAAGAUCCGGCCCCACAUCUUCUUUGAUGAUCACAUGUUCCACAUUGAAGGGGCACAGAAGUUAGGCACCAUCACAUCUCAUGUACCUUACGGCUUUAAUCAAAAAUUCAACACUUAGGGACAGGGAGGAGAAAUAAAGCAGUGGCAGUCU